This is a messenger RNA of Hibiscus syriacus, 942 nucleotides long. Its product is annotated as peptidyl-prolyl cis-trans isomerase CYP23-like. The coding region runs from base 22 to 690 and encodes 222 amino acids. Gene Ontology annotation, biological process: protein peptidyl-prolyl isomerization. Gene Ontology annotation, molecular function: peptidyl-prolyl cis-trans isomerase activity. The transcript has 9 exons. The record is from RefSeq and is a predicted model, not a curated record. NCBI's taxonomy places the organism in Eukaryota, Viridiplantae, Streptophyta, Magnoliopsida, Malvales, Malvaceae.
GUCGAAUCAAAUUCAGAAGAGAUGAAGAUCUUUUGCUGGGUCUGUUUAGUGUUUGGAAUUGUUAGUGUUGGUUCUUUUUCUGAAGAACCCCAGCUCAGCUCUCCUCGAGUUGUUUUCCAGACAAAUUAUGGAGAUAUUGAAUUUGGAUUUUACCCAAGUGUUGCACCCAAAACUGUUGAUCACAUUUUUAAGCUUGUGCGUCUUGGUUGCUAUAACACCAAUCACUUCUUCAGAGUUGAUAAGGGUUUUGUUGCCCAAGUGGCCGAUGUUGCAGGUGGACGAUCAGCUCCCAUGAAUGAGGAGCAAAGAAGGGAAGCUGAAAAAACGAUUGUUGGGGAAUUUAGUGAUGUGAAACACGUGAGAGGUAUUCUUUCUAUGGGGAGAUAUUCUGAUCCGGACAGUGCACAGUCUUCAUUUUCAAUACUUCUUGGAGAUGCCCCUCAUCUUGAUGGGCAGUAUGCAAUAUUUGGUAAGGUUACGAAAGGUGAUGAGACUUUGAGAAAGCUCGAGGAACUUCCUACCCGUCGUGAGGGGAUCUUUGUAAUGCCUAUGGAGCGCAUCACAAUUCAUUCAUCCUACUAUUAUGAUACCGAGUUGGAGAGCUGCCAAAAGGAAAGGGGUAUCUUGAAGCGAAGGCUUGCUGCAUCUGCUGUCGAAAUUGAACGACAGCGAAUGAAAUGCUUCCCUUGAACGUCUAAACAACAGGUGGAUCGGAAAAGGAAAUGGCCAAGACCUUGCUAUUGAAUAAAGUCAGAGACAGCAUUACAGGUACCAAUUCUGGUAGAAAUUUGUUGACCAGAAAAGUGUUGUAUACUUUGCACCUAGCUGGUUCGAAAAGAAUGAAAGAAAAUGUAUCUUGACCUGAAUUCCUUUGGUUUUGCUUUUAAUUGAUCUUGUGCCGAGAGCAUGGCGUUGUGAGAAAUAAUAAUUGUUGUUGACCUA